Messenger RNA from Podospora pseudopauciseta, 426 nucleotides. RefSeq lists its product as uncharacterized. The transcript has 2 exons. The record is from RefSeq and is a predicted model, not a curated record. Bases 1 to 426 code for a protein of 141 amino acids. Lineage: Eukaryota; Fungi; Ascomycota; Sordariomycetes; Sordariales; Podosporaceae.
AUGACCAUCUCCUGUGGCACCCAAAGCUGGAAUGUGCAGCAAGCCAUCGUCUGUCCCGCUUGUCCGCUGUUUGAAAAGGCGUUGGCUGGAGACUGGAAGAAUAUUCGACCUAUCAACACACGACCAAAGGCGACGGUGAUGUCAAUUGCGAUGACAAUAGCUGCUCCAUGCUCCUCACAAAGGACCAAUUACUCCAUGGUUUUGAUCAGACCGAUCUGCCCACUUCUUUCACGACUCCCGACACCAGUGAGCGUCUCACGAGUUCGGGUUAUCCUAAUCGUGGACUUUCCCCGGACCGUAUCAGAGAGGGCCUUUGGAUCUCACCGCAGAUGCAUAUCCUGUGUGGAAUCCAAAGGCUUUGUACCUUUGCCGCAGUCCGCUUUCAUGAGUUCGGCUCUCUUCUCUCACACCCAGACUGAGCGUUAG